Ictalurus furcatus (blue catfish) is the source of this 5160-nucleotide messenger RNA. Its product is annotated as collagen alpha-1(IX) chain-like. The record is from RefSeq and is a predicted model, not a curated record. Bases 1174 to 2163 code for a protein of 329 amino acids. The transcript has 15 exons. NCBI's taxonomy places the organism in Eukaryota, Metazoa, Chordata, Actinopteri, Siluriformes, Ictaluridae.
CUGCUAUAACCUGUCAUGAUUUCCCCUUGAAGCAGCGUGCUCUAAGCGCGAAUGCGCGAGCACCUGCUUUUCCAUUGUUGACGGUAGUGACCUCUGGACACGUGCGUUUUGUUUGUUUGUCAUGUCUCCUCCCUGUUCUGUCAUUGGCUGGGAUUUCACGUGUGUCUGUAUUGCCCUCAGCUGCUAGCAGUUUAGACGCUGAUCAUGUCCACUUAUAUACCGCGCGCCUCCCAGCACACAGCGCGGAAGAUUAUCGUAGAGUUAGAUUAGUUCGUUUAGUAGUUAUAGUCACGGUCCAUGUUUAGAGUUAGUUCACGCUGGAUUAUCCGCCCCCAGUUCCUCGUCAUAGUUAAUGUUUCUCGUUUUGUUUAUCGACCCUGUUUUCCGUGACCACGACCUUGAUUCAUGUUUAACCCUGUGUUUGCCGAUCGCCUGACCUUCGCCUGACCUUCGCCUGUUGUGGAUUACGUUUAUGCAUCACGUUUUGGAUUUGUCUGCCUGUCUCUCCUUCAAAAUAAACACUGGUCAUACUGCACUUGCAUCCGUCCUAUUUCCGCUCCGUCACGAUACGUGACAUAACCGAAGUGAUAACAGGAACUAACUUGUUUAGCAGAUAAUCCACAAUGUUAAACAUGGUUAUAAAUGUAUUAAACGUUAUACUUUAAUGAUCAUUUUAAAAAUGUUUGUUGGCAAAUUGCCGUGUUAUAAGACAAAUAAAAUACAUUGGGCCAUGCUAUUAGAGUCAGGGCGGUAUUAACACAUCACACCACCUCAUUGUUGGUUAUUUUCCUAUCACAGCACACCCUGUCCUAACUAGCAUUAUUUACUGGGACUGUUUAGAACUAGCGUUAAAGUGACUGUUUUGCCAAACCAAUUCACUUGCUUAUAAACCAGUAUGUAUUCUCACAUGUAUGUGUAAUCAGACUGUAUUACAAAUAUGAAACUACUUCAAACCCAUUGUAACACAUUAUUUCUUUCCUAUUUUAGGGUUUACCUGGUGUAGAUGGGCGUGAUGGAAUUCUUGGAUUACCUGGAGUUAAGGGCAGCCCUGGGAAACCUGGAAACCCUGGAGCGGUUGGACUUCAAGGAUUACCUGGCUUACCUGGUGUUACAGGAUCAAAGGGAGCUGCUGGUGAAAAGGGCAAUGCUGGACAGCUAGGCCUUAAGGGAACUAUGGGAUCUGCUGGAAAACCUGGAGAACGUGGAGAACAGGGAGAAGUUGGACCUGUAGGCCCUAUUGGUGGACUGGGAGAUAGAGGUGAGUCAGGGCCACCUGGACCUAUGGGGAACCCAGGAGCCAGAGGCUUUAAAGGUGAUCUUGGUCUGCCUGGUCUUCCUGGAUCCCCAGGCUUACUUGGAGAGAAAGGCGACAGGGGGGACCCUGGAGAAUUCGGAUCUAAAGGAGGAAAGGGAGAACAAGGUGCAGAGGGAACCCCUGGAGACAAAGGAAAUGUUGGGGAGCCUGGAGAGCCUGGAUCUACUGGAGCAACUGGUAAUCCAGGAGAACCAGGGAACAGAGGCCCUGAGGGUGCCCGUGGGCAGCCUGGCAUCGAUGGACCCUCUGGUAGUCCUGGACCCCGUGGUGUACAGGGGAACAGAGGAGCUCCAGGUCCUCGUGGUUCUCAGGGCCCAGCAGGGAAAGGACCAGGUGAUCAGCACAUCAAACAAGUUUGUAUGCGAGUAAUGCAGGAGCAACUGGCCCAGCUAGCUGCCAGUUUGAGGAGGCCGGAGUCUGGUGCUGUUGGUUUGCCAGGCAGACCUGGGCCCCCUGGUCCUCCAGGUUCCCCAGGAGAUAGUGGUUUCUCUGGACAGGCUGGUGCAAGAGGACUCCCUGGACUCAAAGGACCUCCUGGAACAAUGGGUCUCAAAGGGCCUAAAGGUGAAAUCGGAGACAGAGGAGAUAGAGGCCAAACAGUACGAGGUCCUAAAGGGAUGCCAGGACCACCUGGUUUGCCAGGUGAGCAUGGUAAGCCAGGUUAUGGUCAAGAUGGUCAUGAUGGAGUAAGUGGUUUACCAGGCCUUCCUGGACAGACUGGUGUUCAUGGAUCUCCUGGCCCUGCUGGACCUCCUGGUUACUGUGACCCAUCAGCAUGUAACUUGAGCAUAGUUACUGCUUCCCAGUCCCUCACAAACUAUGACAUUAAAGGGCCGGCUGGUUACUGAGUUUCUUGUGGACACAAAAACUGAGACAGAAUGGUGUAGGUCAUAGCAUUGGUACCAAAGACCUAUGCUAUGCUAACAUGAUGAAGUAAUAACCACAUCUGUAAGCACAACAAAAUUACAAUUUUCAAACAGAGCAUUAUUUUUAAACUUUUUAUUUGACAUUUUUUACAUUAAAGUGAAAUUAAGCAUGUUUAAUAAUUAAUUUCUUAUUUAACAUUAACAAUUUAUUAUUGAACAUUUUUUUUUUUUUCUUUAUCUAUUGUCUAUUACAAAAGGGCAAGGGGGCUUCAGGGGACUUGUUUGAACCUCAGACUGGCUCUGGCUAUUUUAGAGUGACACAUUCUGAAGUGAUCAUGUCGAUGCCUGUUCCUUGUGAAGGCUGUGCCUUUCACAGUCAGAAUAUUGAAGGGCCUCUCUCUUUAAAAAGCCACCUUGUUUACUUUUGUAAACUAGACUGUUUUGGGAACGCAAACAAAUGCAAUCUACUGGUUAUCUGAAGUAGCAAUAAACAUGAAACCAAUUGGAGAACUUACUUCCCACAGCACUACUUUUGACUGUGGUUUUUUUUUUCUUCCGUCCCCCCCCCCGUUUAUGAUUCAGUUAGUCAGUUUAGAAGGGUCCUUUAAAAGCAUCACCUCAGGUUAAAGCAAGCCUACAAAUGACACCUUUGCUGAAUCCAACGCAGAAUGUAUUUGUUCACAAAAAUCAGAGAAUUGUUGACAGAUCGAGAAGUUCAGCUAUUACCUUUUACUACUGAAAUUGCAUGUUGCUACUGUACAACUAAGUGAUUUAUUUAACAGCCAAAUGUCACAAUAUACUGUAAUAACCACAAUGAUUAAAAUUAACAUUAGUUAGCAAGCUAGCUUAGCAGGAAAUUUCAGUAUCUUUAAGUUUCUUUUUACAAUAAUAAUCUUUAUUAAUUUGCAUAUUGGACCAUGAGAGGCUUAAGCAGUUGUGCCAAUUUUGUUAGAUUAUAGAGAAAGUGUACACAGGGCUUCAUGAAUGAGUUCUUUUAAGGAUGUACUGAGUUUUUAAAUGGAAAAAUGUGAAUUUAGUACUGUUGUAACAGAACUGACCAAAUGUUAGUCUGUAUAAUGAGAAUAAUACAUCCAAGGUGAGUUGAUCUUAAUCACAUUUUGUUGUGUUUGCUGUAAAAUGGCUUUUUUAUUUUAAAAAAUCUUUUGUAAAAUAUGACUAGGCAACAUUGUCACCAGAUCGCACUAGUCCUCCUUCGUGCGAUCCCAUGAUAGUUAAAAAUUGUUUCUAAAGCUAUGCUAUUUAACACUAGUAAACUGAAUUAUUAGUUAAAACAAGGCAACAUGCGAUCAGGCUGGCCAUUCAGAGUGCUCUUUCAUUUAAUAUCAUAGAGUUUUUGACCUAAGUGACAACUUUGGAUGGAAAUAUUAUGCUACAUAAUUUCCUUGUAAAAACUUGUGUAAAAUUCUUUUUUGAACUGUACAGAGUAGGGACACAUUUUUGCUCUCUUUUUCUCUCUUUCAUUUAUGGUACUUCUGUUUGUUUUGCAGAGGAAUUAUGAGCUUGACUUUGAAGGUUGUAAAGUAAUAUACAUUUAUACAAUAUUUCGUGUAUUACUCGAAACAACACUGCGUUAUGAAAAAUGUCUGUGGUUAAUUAGCUUAAUCUCUCACUGAAACUAUGGGUGGAUCUGACCUUUACUAGAGUAAGUUAAUUCUAAAAAAUAUAUUUUAACAAAAUGAGGUGUCACUAUUGUUGGUGUCCACAGAAUUUCUUGCAACCAAUGCAUUUUCCCAUUUCUAGUUUAUUUAGUCACCUCAAGUAGUUGGACAGUGAUGCAAUUUUUGUAGUUUUGCCCUUGUAUACCACCACAGUGCCUUUUCUGAGUCCCUCUAUUUUCACAGGCUCAAAAGUAGUUCAACAAACUAACAAUAUUAAAUAUUAGGAUGCAAAUCCUUUGUGGUUAAUGACUGCCUGAAAUCUGGAACCCAUGGACAUCACCAAGUGCUAAGUUUCCUAAUUGAGAUGCUUUGCAGCUGGCUUCAGUUUUGUCUUCAGUGAAAAGUAUGCUCAAUUGGAUUGAGGUCAUUCAACAUUUUAAUUUAACCAUAUUUAAACCAUGUUUAAUAUACACUUAUAUAAAGUUUAUUGUCUUAAUGGCUGUAAGUUUCCCAGGUCUUGUGGCUGCAAAACAAGCCCAAAUCACCCCCCUUCCACCACUAUGCUUCGGAUAUGCUGUGCUUAGUUAAACAUAGGAUUAUGCAUGGUCAUCACCAAACAUCAGAACUUUUGUGGUUUGUUCAGAUGGAGUUUUCUAAACUCUUUAUUCUUUUUGAAGAGAAGAGACUUUUCUUAACCACCCUUCCCUGAAAGUCAUACUUUGGUCUUUUUCUGAUUGUGAACAAUUACAGUACCUUCCUCAGAGCAGCUGAGUAUUUAGCAAGGAAAGGAAUCACCUGUUCAUCAGUUUUAUAAGGUAAGGCAAGGGACUGGAGGUCCUGGCCAUAACAAUGUAGAAAAGUGGCUUUGCCUGAAUAAGAGGGUUUUUUUUCAGCAUCUUCAAGAAUGCCUUAAUAUGCUGUUCCAGGACUGGAUCAAUGUAGCAUGUUAUUACAUACGCAAUAAGUAUGUAAUAACAGGCUUAAUAAAGGGUGUAAUGUCUUGUGUAAGAACAUGUGUAAUAAAGGUGUAACAAUGGGUAAAGUUUGUCACUACAAAUGUUGAUGUUGGCAUGUGAAAGCAAGUAUAAUGGUAUGUAAUAAAUGUGUGAAUAUAUAAUUCAUGUGUAAUAAUGCUUUAAUUUCUGAUCUUGAAGUAUCAUCCAACCACUGAAGUAAGCACAUGCAAAAUUGAUAGCGAUUAGACAACAGAUGGCGCUACAACAGUUUAAAUGUUUAAAAAUGCUAUUUCGUUAUGGCAAAUUACCAUAUAUUUCUUCCAAUGAUCUUGCUUUUUCUCUGUGCUUUAUUUCUCUUUUGUAAAGCCAAUUUGGAUAAAAGUGUCAGUAAUGUUAAUAAAACA